CAGGAGGAAACAACAGGGUGCUCGAGAUUGGCGGGACGUGCACCACAACUACUUGGUGCAGUGGAGCAACCGGGUGCAGACAAUCGUACACGGUGGAGCCGCCCACCGCUCGGGUCCGUACCGCGAGUACUUGAGGUAGCUGCACGACUCCUCCAGGUUGGCAAUCAAGCCGCCACGAGUUGCAGUUGGAGCGGAGGAUUUGCCGGACUCCGAUGACGAGGACGACCUCGUAGAUGAGUACGACCAAAUCACGAGACACAACCGUCAGCCCGAGCGUGCUUUGCUUCACAACUACAUGGUAUUCGUAUUUUGCCAUACCAACAUUGUAUUCGUUCAUGGUUUUUACCGUACUUUACGGAUUGUGUCGGCGUUGCAGGGACAGCAGCUCGGGCGCCUUGCUAAUGAGGCUGGGCAAGCUUUGCUUAUCCCUCCGGGGUCAGCGGAAGAGGUUGGCCAACUUCGUGCUUUUGUAGAGAGGGUUCGUAGGAGCUGCCGCCGCCUUGCUUACAAGAUGAGCUGCAUGACGACCCCGGAUGUGGAGCUUGCACAUGGUGGGCCUUCUUCGGAGUCAUCUGCUGGCCACACGGGUGCUUCAACACAGCAACAGACGCCGAUGCAUUACGGUACCCGGACUCGCACGCGCAGCACUAGUGUGGCUCGGACGCAGUCACGUAGUAUGACUGGAGCCGCCUCUACUUCCGUUGGGACGGCUGCACGAGGCAAGGCCCCAUGGGAGCAAACCUCAGAGAGCGAGGAACAGAGCUCGGACGAUGGAGAUCCAUCGUACGGUGUGGAUGUGAUGGGGACCUCGCAGCUCGCAGGCGCCCCUCCAGCGACCCAGCUUACACAGCCCCCACGGCGUCACCGAGACAGGACAAACAUUGCCAGUGGCAAUGUCCUUCCAUCCAACACAGCCCGCGAAAGGAGGAAGAAGAAGCCCUACACCCCCGGGAUGUGA
Molecule: messenger RNA, 958 nt
Organism: Phragmites australis (common reed)
Lineage: Eukaryota; Viridiplantae; Streptophyta; Magnoliopsida; Poales; Poaceae
Exons: 2
Coding region: 296-958 (220 amino acids)
Source: RefSeq, a predicted model, not a curated record